Molecule: messenger RNA, 2826 nt
Organism: Puntigrus tetrazona (Sumatra barb)
Lineage: Eukaryota; Metazoa; Chordata; Actinopteri; Cypriniformes; Cyprinidae
Gene: dcbld1
Product: discoidin, CUB and LCCL domain containing 1
Exons: 15
Coding region: 341-2461 (706 amino acids)
Source: RefSeq, a predicted model, not a curated record
UGCUAAAGAAAUAAAAAGUAAAAAAUAAAAGCUGUUUUAAUACAACUAGACAUGCCUGAAGCUGAGGAAACAAACGUCGUUUUUUUCCUAUCAGUGUCACUUUUUAUCCUCGCCACACUCAGUAUGCAUGCUAGGCCCCUGCAGUAAGGGUCUGACACCGGCCGGACCCGUCAGACCGGUCUAGUAACCGCUUGGUGCCGCCUGUGGGAGAGAAACGCGGAAGAGUUCAUUCAAGGCGUUCGGGGCUCCUCGGGCACACGUACGCGAGUUUCUCCCGGCGAACAUGCUCCGGUGACGCUUCCCCAACGCGUCCCCCGCGUUUCGCUCUCGUUCAGCGGAGAUGUCCGGACACGCGCUGCUGCACGCGCUGAUCCUCUUCUGUUCGGUGCUCGCCGAGAAACCGGAUGAUGGCUGUGGUCAUUAUGUCCUCGGUCAAGAGAGCGGUGUCUUGUCCUCAAAGAACUACCCAGGAACGUACCCCAACAACUCCUGGUGUGAAUGGCGAGUCCAUGUACCCAUUGGCCACACUAUUGUCCUAAAGUUUGGAGACCUGAACAUGGAGAAGAAAGACUGCGAGACUGACUAUUUGAAGGUUCUGAAAGGAUCAUAUGGGACAGAAAACGUUUACUGGCAGUACUGCGGUGGUCAGAUGCCCAAGCCCACUCAAAUUCACACGGACUCCAGCGACGUGAUCGUGCGCUUUCGCAGCAGCCAGCACAUCUCUGGAAGAGGAUUUCUGCUUUCAUACUCCACCGAAAACCACAAAGAGCUGCUGACAUGCUUGGACAGAGGCAGUCAUUUCCCAACACCAAAGUACAGGAAGUACUGUCCGGCCGGAUGCGCAGCGGUGACGGGAGACGUGUCUGGGGACAUUUCCCUGGGCUACAGACAUACAUCAGUUUUGUGUAAAGCAGCCGUGCAUGCUGGGGUCAUCAUGGACCAGUUUGGAGGACCAAUCACGGUGGAGGAGCGCCGAGGGCUCAGUCAUUACCCUGCGGUCAGAGCCAACGGCAUCCAGUCAAAAGAUGGCUCGUUGUCUGAAACCCUCUUCACAUUUGUGACAAACGAUUGCAGCCAACAGACUGUUCUUCAACCCGUGAGCACCACUACAAGCUUGUCGUCACACAACAUCUCUUCCGACGGGUUUGAAGUCGACUGGUUUCCUAACAGCACCCGUCCAUCUGUUGCUGAUGACCUUAAUAGUAGCCAUCCAAAAUGGCUCCAGAUUGACCUCGGAGAAAAAAGGAGGAUCACAGGCAUUCUGACCACGGGCUUGACCGUCGCAGGCUCUGAAUAUUUCGUAAAAAACUACAAGAUCGAGUACAAAGAGAGGAGUCGCUGGCGAACAUUUGUCCAAUAUAAUAACUCUGAUGAAAUGGUGUUUGAAGGAAACACUGACAGCGUCCAUCAAACACGCAACACCUUCCACCCCUCCAUCGUCGCUCGAAGUCUUCGAGUCAUGCCUCAACAGUGGCACCGGUCAAUCGCUAUGAGAUUGCAGCUACUGGGCUGUCCUUACGUUAAACCCAUCCCAGUGAAUUCAUCAUCUCCGGUGACGCAGGAGGUCCGGCCUACACAGUCCAUUCACAGAGACAUGACCAAACCAAUGGCCUCUCAGGCUGAUCUCGUUAAUCUGGUCAUAAUAAUUGUGCCAACCAUUCUGCUUGUGGUCCUGCUCCUCGUGGGAAUCUGCGUGGUUAAAAUGCUAUACAAUAAGAAGACAAAGGAGAACACGUAUGGCUCCGCGGAGACGCAUACAGGCUGUUGGAGGCAGAUAAAACAGCCGUUUGCCAGACACCAGUCCACAGAGUUCACCAUCAAAUACAGCUCUGAGAAAGAUCCCAUCCAGAAGCUGGACCUGGUAACCAGCGCCAUGGCAGCCGAGUACCAGCAGCCUCUCAUGCUCGGCACAGACACGGUUUCUCGAAAAGGCUCAACGUUCAGACCCAUGGACACUGAGGCCAAAGACAAAGACGUCGAGGCUACUUCUCACUACGACCACCUGCAGACGGGCAUCCAGUACGCCCUGCCACUGACCAAUCAGGAGCCGGAGUAUGCCACGCCCAUCAUCGAGCGCCACGCCUUCCGCCAAGAUCCCUUCCUUCCGGAUCCCAGCUACAGUGUCCCAGGCGUGGUCCUAAACAAAAGCCCGUCGUUCCGAGCCGUGGAGGGCAGUAACUGCAGGAAAGUGAUCGGCGGGCUGGCCAAGGUCUACCAGACGCCCCACGUCAAAACGGAGCGGGGAAAUUACCCAGAGGACAUCUACGACAGCCCUAAAAUCAGGAAACCCGUCGUGAAGAACGGGAGUUGCUCUGAGUACCAGAGACCCCAGAUUAAAUCUCCGGUUCAAGAGUGCUAUUCCACUCCCAGAGACUGCAUCAGACUGCCUUUCUCCGGACUCAGACCGGACCCCGAGGGAAGCAGGUCCGACCCGGAGGGCAGCAGCUCUGAAGGAAGCUGAGAAGAACCACACUGUGACGUGCCUGAUCUCCUCAACAAAACCACCUCCAGACUCUAACUUAUUCGUGCAUGAGGGACAACCUUUUGCGUUUUUGCGAAGGCCGUAAUGGAUGCCAUCGGUUUUGUGUAAUUUAACUUUUUUUUUUUUUUUUUUUUGUAUAUAUAUAUGAUGCAUUUUGUCUUGACAUAUCAAGAUUUGUAAAAAAAAAAAAAUUGUGCUGUUUGUUCCCCGUUCAUCCCCUACGGACACAAACUGUGAAUGCGAGCCAGAUUUUCAUGUAUUCUACAAUGUGACCAUCAUCUUUAUUUUCCACUUUGAACAGAAUUGCCCUAAAGAGCAAGUUCACUGCCUUUUUUUUUUUUUUU